AUGGAUGCAGACGACCUCGACGACUUGGAGUCUCCCGUCAAGAAAACCUUUAGCAGUCGCGCGCGCCGGCUAAACAUAUUCGGAAACAACACCUCCGACUUACCCACCAACGCAUUCGCAUCAAAUGGAAGCGGUGAAGCUUCCAAAGCUCCUCCUAAACCGAGAAGAAAUAGCGGAUGGGCGGCGGAGGAUAGUUCGUCGUCUGGGCUGUUUCGCUUCAGACGGCCGUCUGCACGUCCCCAGAGCACCGUCCCGAUCGAAGUUCCAAAGUUGACCAAAAAUGAGACCGUCUUAGAAAGAGACGACUCUGAUUCGGAGAUCCCCAGCAUACCAGACUUGGGAGACUUUGAGCGCGAAGAUCUUACCGCUCAAGUGGCUCAAGCUCCGAGCGUCCCUGUGAAUCGUGUCGACACGUUCCAGCAACUGGACAAUGAGCUGCUGAAGCAGACAGCGUUCGCAACACUUGAUGGAUGUGACCUCAGACUGCUCGCAAAGUACCUGACUCCUGAAGAAUACCUCAAGGAGCCAGACACGGUGUGGACGUGGGACACUCUAUUCACCGAAGUGGCUGCCGAAAUCAACAAGUCAAGCGACGGCACACAGGAGGCCGACGACAAGCAAAACAUGCCGAUGUGAUCGCCUUUACUCCUACACUCUGCUUUUUAUGUGCAAUGCAGUGAAUAUUGGCAUAACAUUUUCUGUGUUCACGCAACGAAAUAGUAGUUCAUUGUUUCCUUGUCAGAAAUUACGUAAAAUCAUUCUUCAUUCAAGCUCGAUUAUGAAGGGAAAAAAAAGCCUUUAAUCAUUGCAAAACAAAAGUGGGGCAUGCAAAAUAAAGGACAGAAGAGAAUGUGGUAUCACAAAAGAGGACACUCUUAUUCCCACAUUUGUCUGUCUCACUGAUUCUUGAAAUAAAUUCCAUCACCUCCGACGAGCCCCGGCGAACGGGAGUCGACGGACGGAAAAGAUUGC
Messenger RNA from Rhipicephalus microplus (southern cattle tick), 972 nucleotides. RefSeq names its product intraflagellar transport 43 (gene IFT43). The record is from RefSeq and is a predicted model, not a curated record. Gene Ontology annotation, biological process: intraciliary retrograde transport. Gene Ontology annotation, cellular component: cilium; intraciliary transport particle A. NCBI's taxonomy places the organism in Eukaryota, Metazoa, Arthropoda, Arachnida, Ixodida, Ixodidae.